GCUGCAGCAGAAACGUACUUUACCUUUGCUUUAACUGGGAAAUUGGAUCUGAUGUUCGCUAGUUUCUCAGAUGCCAGCGACGAUGAUUCUGGUGAAUGCAGAACGUUAGGAACAGCGGAAAUGGAUCCAUUUACGAUUGAACUGCCUUCGGAAUUGCCAGUUCCACUCGAUGAACUGCGUGAUAAGCUACAGGAACUUUCGUGUGUGAAGUUUUUGCACAUGCGGCAAAUCAUGCAACGAAAAGAGGAACGUGUUAUUGUUUCUGCCGUUGGUACAAUCGAAUCUGUACAUAAACUACGUGGAUUGCUAUCAGUACAGCCGGCAGUUAGUUCAUUUCCAAACUGCCAAGAGAAUGGUAAAGCUAUAAGCCGACAUAUUCUGCCACGCUUCGAAAAGCUUGGAAUAUGUGAAAUAGAAUCUGAAAAUGAAAGUGCGGCUGACAGUGGCGAAGAUGAAUUAGUUGAAAAUAAAAGUGUGUCGGUUCAGGAUGAAGGCAGAGUAACUGAAAAAGAGGAUGCAUUUGCCCAUAACGAAGUUGUAAUUGAGAAAGAGGAUGCCGCUGCCGUUGAUGAAGGCAGAGUAGAUGAAAAUGAAAAUAAAUAUGCAGCGGCUCAUGAUGAAGGCAAAGUAGUUGAGAAUAAAGAUGCGGCGGCGGCCGUUGAUGAAGGCACUGUGGCUGAAAAUGAAAAUGCAGCUGCUUAUGACGAACAUGAAGUAGUUAAAAAUGAAGGUGUGGCGGCUCAUGAUGUAGACAAUGUAGCUGAAAAUCAGGUUGCAGCGGCUCAUGAUGAAGAUAAAGUAGCUGCAAAGGAAGAAGCAGCGGCCGGUGAUAAAGGUAUGAACUUUGUCGGAUGUCGAGUAAUUAUGUAG
Messenger RNA from Gongylonema pulchrum, 870 nucleotides. Lineage: Eukaryota; Metazoa; Nematoda; Chromadorea; Rhabditida; Gongylonematidae. The record is from the annotation of a GenBank genome assembly.